CCGCACGCAUCGUUUGAAAUAACAAACAGUUUGAUUUUUACCGCAGUUGUCGUCCGGCAAGCAAUAGCAAUGGAGGCGCUGAUUUCGGAAGUACACGAAAGAAAUGCAUUGUGGAAUAAAAGAAACCCUCAUUACAAGGAUCCUAAAAGCAAGUCAGGCGAUUCCCGAGAUUGUGCUGCAACAUAUCUUGGAAAAUGGCAUCUACUCUUCUUAAAGGAUACAGUAGUCCCAAGAGAUACUGAGGGAAAUACAUCACUGUUAGAGGUAUCAGAAGAUACGCAGGUCUGUAAGAUUGAAAGUGAAUUUAAUGAAAACGAAGAUUGGGAAGAAACUGCUAGUAUGGACUCAAACGCAAUUGUUUCACUUCCACAAGAAAGUUUGAACGAAAUACUAACACCGCCUGUUUCUCAACCAACAGAAAAUCCACUAUCUUUGUCCAAGAGAUUAUCAGACACUGAGGCUAAAAAGCUUGCACUCCUUCAAACACCGGAAGAUGAGAAUUCUCUCUUUCUGAGAUCAUUACUGCAAUAUUUGAAAAGAAUGGAUCCAUUUCAGCAACUACGAGUUAGAACAAAAUUUCGAGAUAUACUGCUGCAAGAAAUGUCACAAGACCAAUCGAGCAGUUUCCAGACUUCCGGUACAAGUUGCCCUAUUAUGGGUCCAUCUACUGCUGUGUCAUCAGUCCAGUCAAACUAUUCCAACAUUUCUUCACCCACUUCUCCUACCAACUCAGCUUACUCCAAUAAUCCUCCUUCAUUGUCUGAUCAUAAUUGUUAUUCGAGUCUUACCGCUUCGCCUCAUGGCACAAGUAUAUUGUAG
Cryptotermes secundus is the source of this 819-nucleotide messenger RNA. RefSeq lists its product as uncharacterized. Lineage: Eukaryota; Metazoa; Arthropoda; Insecta; Blattodea; Kalotermitidae. Gene Ontology annotation, molecular function: DNA binding. The coding region runs from base 70 to 819 and encodes 249 amino acids. The transcript is spliced from 3 exons. The record is from RefSeq and is a predicted model, not a curated record.